Molecule: messenger RNA, 1785 nt
Organism: Rotaria socialis
Lineage: Eukaryota; Metazoa; Rotifera; Eurotatoria; Philodinida; Philodinidae
Source: the annotation of a GenBank genome assembly
AUGACAAACGCUGCAGUUAUUCAAUUCGAAUCUAAAGAUAAAAUGUUGAAAACUACGCAAUCCAAGAGAUUUAAACUGCCAAUUCUUGGUAUUGUAUUUAUUUUUGGAAUGCUAACCGUUGCACUUUCUAUCACGAUUCUUGUGAAAAUUAACAAGAUAUUUUCUGGAAAUCCACUCGGCAGUGAUGAAAAACUAAUGAUGAACUCAAAAGCAUUACGACAAUCAGCUAAUUCUGAUCUGGCUGCAUCGAUUCAUAUUGAUGAAGUCAUGAGUUACCUCAACGGAUUACAACGCAUCGGUAAAGCUGAGCAUGGUACACGUGCUGUCGGUACAUCGGGAUUUAAUGCAACUUUGGACUUUAUUAGAAGUUAUCUAACUGCUAACACCAAUUAUAAGGUGACAACGAGUGUCUUCAGUGUCAUACAGACUGCACUAGCUCGUGAACCCAUCUUGAUGUCGUCGAUAAAUGGUAAUGUAGUCAAUCAUACAUAUUCGGCGAGUGCAUCAAGCACUGAAUUCUACUAUGUGCAGCAUACGAGAUCGGCAAAUUUUAGCGACUAUGUUGACCUUACUGUUAUACCGAAUGUGGGAUGUUCAGAUGCGGAUUGGCGCAAGGCAAGUCCACCACCAGCUGGUAGAGUAGUGUUAGUUAAACGCGGUGACUGUACUUUUGUGGAAAAGGGUGAACUCGCUUCAAAAUAUAAGGCUGCUGCUCUUCUUUUGUAUAACGAUGGUACAGCACCUGAUCGUAUGGCGCCUUUGUUUGUUACUCUUGGUGAAAAUAAUACAUUGCCUGCACUUUUUCUGUCAUUUGAUCUUGGACAAAAACUUGCUACUGCUGCUACUGAAAUGAGAGCAGGAAAUGUUCGUGCCAAACUCAACAUUGUUCGACGCAGUGAUUUUCCAAUUUUAUCUGCUAAUAUUUGCGCAGAUACUCCAACAGGUGAUCCAACACAGACGAUUGUCAUUGGUAGUCAUAGUGAUAGUGUAACUGACGGAGUAGGCAUCAAUGAUAAUGGUAGCGGUACUGCAGCGAAUCUAGCACUUGCUGUCACCUUAGCUCGUCUUUUUCGAUCACCAGCAUAUCCGAAAUAUAAAUACCGAGUCCGUUUUUGUUGGUGGGGCGCUGAAGAAUUAGGUCUUCUCGGUUCUGACUUUCAUGUUAAACAAGCAAAAACACUCAAUACUAUUGGUGACCGUCUUUCUGAUUAUUUGAUUAACCUCAAUUAUGAUAUGCUCGGCUCUCCUAAUUAUAUAUUUGGUAUCUAUGAUGGUCGUACAGCUAACAAUGCAACACCGCCAGAAGCUCUUCCAGGAAGUAACAAAAUUACAGCUGUAUUUCGAGAUUGGUUUAUUCGACAAAAUUUACCGUGGGACUACACAGAUUUUAGUGGUCGAAGUGAUUAUGGUCCAUUUCUAGCAGAAGGUAUUGUUGCUGGUGGAUUAUUCUCCGGUGGUGAUGAUAUUAAAACACAAAAACAACGUGAUCGUUAUGAUGAAAUACUUGGACAAGGUCUAGGCGGUAUAUCAGGUAUCAUUCAAGAUCCAUGCUAUCACAAAGCGUGUGACUCAAUUCAGAAUAUCAAUUUGUUCGGCUAUGAGAAGAUGGUUCAAGCAGCCGCUUAUGCUUUAGAAUAUUUAGGUCGACAACAUGAUUUGAAAACCUGGCUGUAUCCAUCGAUUGAAGUUCAACAUGUACAUGCUCGAUCACAAAAACUACAACAAAAAAUAGUCCAAGAGUACAAUUCAAUGAAUGAACACUAUGAUAUCUUUUUUUCUGCAUAA